This is a messenger RNA of Dovyalis caffra, 1389 nucleotides long. Lineage: Eukaryota; Viridiplantae; Streptophyta; Magnoliopsida; Malpighiales; Salicaceae. The record is from the annotation of a GenBank genome assembly.
AUGGCGGGAAAUCGCGAAGUUGGGAUACCGAAGACAACUGCUUGUAGUUUAAGGGAACAGGUAGCAAGAACUACGCUUAGUAGAGUGAGAGCACAAGGGCACCCUUAUUUGGAGCUUCGCGAGGAUGGCAAGCGGUUCAUAUUCUUUUGUACUUUGUGUCUUGCGCCGUGUUAUAGUGAUACCAUUUUACUUGAUCACUUGAGGGGUAAUCUUCAUACUGAGAGGUUAUCUGCUGCAAAAGCUACUCUUUUGAAACCGAACCCAUGGCCCUUUAGUGAUGGGAUUCAUUUCUUUGACGCUUCGAGUGGGAGUGAGAAACAGUUGGCAAUCAAGAAUGGUAAAAAGAGUAGGCUCAUGAUGUUCAAUGAGAACAGUGAUAAUCUUGCAAUUGUUAAAUAUGAUGAAAAUCUGAAACCUGGUUGCGAUGUGGAUGUUGAUGACCAUUUAAGUGGUAAUGAUGAGGUUUCUGAUCUGGUGAUUCCAAGUGUGCGUCUUAAAGAAGACGUUUCUGAUUUGAAAGUGAGGUUCAUGGGUUCUGGACAGAUUGCUGCAAGGAUGUAUGAGAAGAAUGAUGGUUCAAAUGAGAUUGGUAGAAUAUGGUGUCAAUGGCUGGGGAAAAAGAGUUCUACUGAUGAGGAUAAGGUCAAGGUUUUGGAUCAUGACUUCAGUGUUGUUACUUUUGCUUAUGAUUAUGAAUUGGGAAAGAGCGGAUUGUUUGACGAUGUGAAGCUAUUGCUCUCUUCUACUUCUCCAGCACUGGUAGAAAAUGAUGAGGGUAAUAGGAAAAGGAAAAGAUCUGUUUCUGACCCAGAAGAUGUUAGUCGAUCUUUGACUAAUCAGUAUGCGUUAUGUGAGGAAGAAUCUUCAAAGACAACUAGUGCCUCUUCUGAAUUGGUACUGGAUCGAUACGAUGAUCAGCUUAUGCAGACUGGACUUAUAUCAAGCAAGACAGUAAGGCGAGAGGUAAGAAAGCAACAGCGCAUAGCAGCAGAAAAAAUGUGUGAUAUCUGUCAGCAAAAGAUGCUUCCAGAGAAAGAUGUAGCGACGCUUUGGAACAGGAAGACUGGAAAACUUGCUUGCAGUAGCAGAAAUGUCUAUGGGGCAUUUCAUGUAUUUCACACUUCUUGCCUUAUACACUGGAUACUCUACUACUGCCAAGGCACUGGUGUGAACAUCAAGGGAGAUGAGUUUGAGAAGCCACUUGUUCCUCUUUCAGAGAUGUUCAGGUUCAAGAUCAAAGUGAGUUUGGGACAUAGAGGAUGGAUGAAAAAUCCUGAGAUCUUGGAGAAUUGUUCAACUGGUUUUCAUUUCCCUUUAGAGUCUGGAGAAACAGUUCAGGAAAAGGUGUUGCCUCUCAAGUUGCUGCAUUUCUAUAGAGCUGAAGAGUAG